Suncus etruscus (white-toothed pygmy shrew) is the source of this 1530-nucleotide messenger RNA. It is a transcript of the gene SLC16A3, whose product is annotated as solute carrier family 16 member 3. The record is from RefSeq and is a predicted model, not a curated record. Gene Ontology annotation, molecular function: monocarboxylic acid transmembrane transporter activity. NCBI's taxonomy places the organism in Eukaryota, Metazoa, Chordata, Mammalia, Eulipotyphla, Soricidae. Gene Ontology annotation, biological process: monocarboxylic acid transport.
AUGCAGCUCCCCUGGUCACAGGAGGCGUUGCAGUGGAUGAGGCCCGCCUGGGGUCCCAGCCCUGCUUGGGAACUGUGGCUGUGCUGUGCUCUGGGAUGUUUGGUCAUCACCGGCUUCUCCUACACCUUCCCCAAGGUGGUCAGCGUAGUUCGGCGCUGGCGACAGCAACACAACCUGGAUCUCCUCCACUCUGCUGGCCAUAUUCUAGGGGGCAGCGCGUGUGUGAACUGCUUCAGCUGCUGGACCAUCAUGCUGCUGGGUGGGCUCCUGGCAUCCCUGGGCACGGGCAGAAGUGCCCUGCAGCUCUACCUCACCAUGGUCCUGACCAGCCUGGGGCUCGCACUCACCUUCCAGCCUGUGCUCAUCAUGCUCAACCACUACUGCAGCAAGCGCUGGCCUGGGAAUGGGCUGGCAGCGGCAGGUAGCCCCGUGUUCCUGUGCGCCCAGUCCCUACUGGGCCAGUUGCUGCAAGGCCGGUCCUGCUGGCGCGGGGUCUUUCUGGUCCUGGGUGGCUUCCUACUUGACUGCUGCAUGUGUGCCACAUUCACGUGGUCCCUGGACGCCACCACCCGGGGCUCCAGGCCAGGCCCGUGCAAAUGGCUGCUAGACCCAAGCAUCUUCAGGGAUCGUGGCUUCAUGGUCUACACUGUGGCCGUCUGUCACGAUGUUCAGCUCUUUGUGCCGCCUGUGGUCACGGUGAAGUAUGCUAAGGACAUGGCGCCCAACACCCAGAUCGCUUUCCUGCUCACCAUGCUUGGCUGCACUGACGUCUUGGCACAGCCAUUGGCUGGCCUGGUGGCGGUGCAGCCCUGGCUUCGGCCCUUUGUCAUCUACCUCUUGAGCUUUGACAUGUUCUUCAACAGCUUCGUCAACCUCCCCGGCUCCACAGCCCGUGACUAUGCCAACCCGGUGGUCUUCAGCAUCCUAGGCAUGGUGGGGGUCCUGCAAUUUGAGAUGCUCAAGGCAGUAAUGGACACACCCACAAGUUCCAGUGCCCUUGGGCUGGUGCUGCUGGUCGAGGCCGUGGCUUUGCUCAUCGGGCCCCAUCAGGAGGUGAGUUCAGGCAACGGCGGUACCUCCCCAUCUCUGCAGCCAGCCCAGCUGGCCAGGGGCGGCAAUGUGGGACACACUUGCUCUGCGGCCUGCAUGCUGCUGGAUGCCACUGGCAUGUACUAGAAUGUGUUCCUGCUGGUGGGAGCUGCAGCGGGAGCUGAAGUGACGGCCUCGUCCCCAGUACUGAUGCUGGGCAGCUACUUCUAUGUGCGGAAGCCAGAGCCCCAGGAGGAUGCAAGGGUGGACGAAUGGGAGGUGCAGCGCUUUCUGAAGGCUGAGCCCAGGGCAAAAGGGGAGGUGGCCUCAGCCCUGCAAGACAAAUCCGGCGCCCCACUAGGCUGGUUCAAGGAUCUAGGCCACGCUUGGAGACAACACGGCUUUAAUCAGAGGUGGAGCCCAGCCUACACCUGCAUCCUAGGAUACCUGCCUAGGUACUUGUCUACGCCUGGAGAACCCCCGGUACCCGAGCUGGCCUGA